Messenger RNA from Nematocida minor, 2508 nucleotides. RefSeq lists its product as uncharacterized. The record is from RefSeq and is a predicted model, not a curated record. Bases 1 to 2508 code for a protein of 835 amino acids. The transcript has a single exon. NCBI's taxonomy places the organism in Eukaryota, Fungi, Microsporidia.
AUGGACUUUUGCGAUGGCGUUCAAUCACCAGCGAAUAAAAAGCAGAAAAGUAGCCCGAGAAUAGAACAGCCUAGCACAUCUCAAGAGGACGAGUAUGUUGAAGUGGUGGAGAUAUCUAACUCAUCCCAUCUGGAAGAAGAUGCUGAAAUGGCAGAGGAGGAUAGUGAAGAGACAGCUCAGGAUGACCAAAAAGCGUCAAAGUCUAAAGUGGCACAAUGCACACAGAAAAAACAAAAAACGGACAUCAGGCUGUGGAAUGAUAUGAGACUGAAAAACAGAAAGGGAGGCUAUCACAAGCCAACUGCUAAAAUAGCAUGCAGAUACAGCUCCAACAGGAACGAUCUGAUUUGGACGACAAAGGAUAAGCCAUACCAAACACAGCUUAAGAAAGCUAUUAAAAGCUUUUCUGAAAACGUUGCUCCGGUGAUAACGCACAACACUCUGUACUACUUCAUUGCAAGCAAAAAUACAACGAUGAACGCAAAGUACAAAAGUCUUUUUGGGCUGCAGGCGCUCCUUAAGAGCAGCGAGGAAGAGAGCAAAAAAGUGUUUAAGAGCCUGAGCGGGUACUAUUCCGGAGUAAUUGAUGACAUCAUAGCGCUUUUAGAAAAACAUGGCCCAACAAAAAUCAGCACAGAAAACCAUCUGCUUGAGCGAAAGGAAACUCUCGGGGACAUUUAUGCACGAGAAGACUCUGAUCUGAAGAACCACUACAACCCAGAGGAGAACAUCCAGGUGCAGAAGAUGGACAAAAAGUACCACGUGCUGAUAUGUGCUGUGCGCAUGGUUCUUGUGCUGCCUGAGGUGUACGAAGACUUCUUGAAUGUCAUCCCAGAGUUCAUAGAAGACACCGAGACUUCGAAAGACUCGGGCACAAACAGAAAAAAUUGCCAAGUUCUGCUGAAAAUACAAGAGCUGGUGCACAUGCACAUGAAGAAUGAAACAUGUGCUAAAGUGUACGAAGGACUUUACAGUGCCCUGGAGGACAUGUACGGUGCGGAUAGAGUGCAGAAAGCAACGGCGGUUGAGCUGUACAGAGACAUGUACACAGUUCUUGUAAAGUUCUAUGAGAAUGUGGAAGCGAUUGAUAGGAGCAGCAAUAACUAUGAAAUUGUGGGAACAUGUGUAAUAAAGAGCCAAAAGCACAUGAUGUGCAGGAUAAAAACAAAUACUGCGGCGCUGGAAAAGAACGGUAAAAAAGUUUUAGAGUCCGAAUACUCACUAAAGGAGAGCAGAUGGAAUGUUUCCCCUGUUGUAAAAAAGCACUACCAUGUGUUAUACGUAAACAACACAUCGAAUCAGCCCAGAAAGCUGUGCAUGCCCAUGCACGUAGAUGAGAGCGGAGAAGAGCACUACCUGCACACAGUCAAUGACAUCGUGGACUGCAUAAAGGCUUUGCAUGAGCUGAAAGGAAAUUCUGAUGGUGUGCAUCCGUACAAGAUGGACAAACAGACUAAAAAGUGGUCGUACAUAAAGAAAGAGGGGAGAAGCAAAACGGUAAAAGACCUAGAGGAGUAUGAGGUAGUGUUCUACCACAUUGAGAAAGAGAUGGCAGAAAAAAGCUUUACUUUUGCAGAGUUUAGGCCCUUAACACCGCAUGAAAAUGGCAGUGUGUGCAUUCCUUUAUUCCUCACGCCCAUAAUGCAAUCAGCUGUGAAGUUGGGCCCUUUUAUCAAGAAGGGCAAGCACAAGGAGCUAAGAUCGAUAGAGUUUGAAGAUGCAGUGCCUAGUGUCUACAAGUACAGCGAUGAGUACAAUGGACAGGAGUAUUCAGACAAGCAUAACUAUUACAGCAAUCUGUACAUUCCAGCUGACAGAGAGAAAAGAAAGAGCGCAGAUUGCUUUACCAUGGAGUGCGAAUCUGCUAAGCAGGACGAUGGCGCUAUUGAGGCUGUGUGGUAUGUGAGAAUGCAAAACAGUGUGAACGAGUACACGCACUUUAUUCUGGACAAAGACUCAUUUAAAAAAGAAAACUCGCAGAAGUUCAGCUCUUUUGUUGCAGCCCUGGAGUCGAGAGAGCACUGCAAAGACAGCAGUCUCCAGGGAUUUACUCUGAAUAGCGAUGGCAAAAGCCUAUACAAAGACGCAUCGAUAGACUCUCGAGUGAUUUUUAAUCUGAUGACAAAGAGUGACUCCUAUAACAAGAGCCUAAGCAGGUGGGACUCGGAGAGAAUCUACAAAAGGGUCAAAAAAAUAAAAGAGAAGCUACAGGAAAUAGGAGAGAUAAAGAGAGACCUGGAUGAGCUAUAUAAGAGAAAGCACACAAAGGAGCUGGCAAGAGACAAAAAAAUAUCCAACUCCAAAAAGUUCUACACCAGGAAGGUUCUGGAGGGACUGUGCAAGGAUCUAUACGUAAAACGAGCUAAAAGACCAGAUGCGCAGACAGAGUUUGUCGUGUUCCGCAAUGUAAACCCGAGCAAGUCCAAUCUAGGCGCAUACAACGAGUUCCUUGAUGUUUUCAUUUCACCGUACAGAAAAGAUAAGAACCCCACUAAGAAUGAUGAAUAA